GUUUUUGAUCGUUUCUCUCAGAGAAUGUAGAGAUUUUUCUGCAAUUUAUUGGAGAUAAUCUGUUUUAAGUUGAUUCUCCGCUACAAAAAAUUAAUUCACCAUGAACUCUUUACUAAAGAUUUCAUGUGUUAUUCUAAUUUUGGUAGCAGCAGCAGUCGAAAAGUUGGAAGCCGGUGGAAACCUUGAAUGGACCAUCCUGAAGUACGUGAAUCCAGGCGGAAAGAUCAGCAAUGGACAGAUCUGUGAGUGGUACGGCCCGUGCGACCAUGUCUUCACGUUUGGAUUGGAUGACGUUAACGGCGAUGACAACCCACUAACCACUCCGUUGUUGACGAAGAAGACUUCAGCAUUCAACAAUGAAGACACGAACACAUUCACAAGUGGUGCUGACAACCACGGCGUCUUCAAUCCAAUCAUCUACCCCUUCACUUUUUGGAAGGGAGGCAUACGGUUAAAAGUGUCAGUGGUUGAUGACGAUAGUGUAUUUGGUUUUAGCCCCGACUACGUGGAUGGCCUUGUGUAUAAACUGGUUGCAAAACCAAGUGCCAGUUAUUUGUCGGCGGUAUCUGUCAGUACUGUCAUGGGAAUUAGGACCAAACUAUACUUCACAUACCGCGUGUACUGCGAUGCCAAUUAUUACGGAGAUGAUUGUGCCAAGAAUUGCGUAGGUCAUGAUGAUAGCCUAAAUGGCCAUUACAGUUGCGACUCGUUUGGAAACAAAGUUUGUCUAAAGGGCUGGGAGAACGAAGGCAACAACUGCAAGGACCGACAGAACGAUUGCGAGACGAACAACUGUCAGAACGGAGCUCUCUGCAUUGACGGCAUUCGUUCCUACACAUGCCAGUGCAAGCCUGGAUACACAGACAAAUACUGCGACACGAACAUAAAUGAGUGUUUGUCGGGUCCAUGUCAGAACGGAGGUGCGUGCAUUGAUGGAGUCAAUGACUACACGUGCAUGUGCCAACAGCCAUACGUUGGGAAGAACUGCGCAAAAACUGCCUGCACCGUUUCCAGCCCUUGCAAGAACGGUGGAUCAUGUUAUGGCGAUUCAAAAUGCUUGUGUCCCAGUAACUUCGUUGGAGAUUUCUGCGAAAUUCCUCUCUGCAACAAGACAGGUUGCUUGAACGGUGGAAAGUGUUCGUUGGAUGGAAGUUGCAUGUGUCCUCCAGGUGUUAGGGGUUUCACGUGUGACGUUGUGCUGUGCGAUUUCACCGGUGGCUUCUGCUUGAAUGGAGGAAUUUGUACGAAUGGCAGAUGCGAAUGUCCUAAUGAAUUCGCAGGCGCAACGUGCGGCGAGAACAUCGUAUGCAAGUACACGAGAUGUCAGAACGAGGGCCAAUGCAGGUCGGUGGUUACCAACACGUCGACAUCCUACGAACCAAAAUGUUUCUGUCCCAGUGGCUUUUCUGGAGCUUACUGCGAAAUUGUUCCACAACUGGAUGUUGUUAAAUACAACAACACGUUGAGUUAUGUGUCUGUGCCGGAUGAACUGAACAAGAGACCUUUCACGCCAUUGGAAAUCCUCUUCAUCUUCUUCAUCGUUAUGACGUUCGUUCUGUUCAUCAUCUGCAUUGUUCUCAGCGUUCUUCUCUGCAAAGCUCGCAAAAGCCUGAGCAGGAACAACAAGAAAAAGGUUCUGAAAAGCGUGACAUCAGUCACGUCUGACUGUUCGUCAACGUCUGAUGUUUUCUCAGAGCCAGGUAGAAGUACCGUCAACAGCAGCACCACCAGCAGCCACAACGACACCUUCAAAACUUCAGAAAACUUUUCCAUAUCCAACACGGUAACUUCUUCAGUUCUACCAAACAUUUAUUCGUCUACGUUGGAAGAUAGAGCCCAAGUUAACAAAAUAUUCGACGAUUGCACCUACUCCCGACUUAAUGAUGAAGAAAUCGGCUUUGGCGAAUGUUUAAAAAAAGGAGUGGUAGAAAAUGAAGUUAACAGUGAUAGCGCUCAAAUCUUGGACGCUUAGGGUUUCGGAAAGAAAUUAACGGAAAUUGUCGUGAUGUUCGAACAUUUACAGUUUUUUACUGAUGUUAACAUUUUUCAACAAAAAUGUUUCAUAUACUUAAGAACUUUUUGUUACUAUUAAUAUAAGUUACUAUAUAUUUUUUGUUCUUGUUCGUUUAGUAUACUAAUAUAGUUUAUUAAAAAUGCUUCAAAUUAAGAGAUACAAUUGACCAGUGAAUUGUGUUUUUGUAAGGUUUUUAUACAUCUUGAAGUUCUGUAAAUUUACUAAUCUUAUUGCUCAUACAUACAUGAUAGUAAAUCUAUCUGCUUUUAUUGUUAAUGUCAGAAUUUUCUAAUUUGAAAAUUUUUGAGACAUUAUUGUCGCAAACCAAAUCAAACUUCUAUUUUUGAAAGUUAAAAUAUAAAUAUUCAUGUUAUGCA
Helobdella robusta is the source of this 2391-nucleotide messenger RNA. RefSeq lists its product as hypothetical. The coding region runs from base 101 to 1972 and encodes 623 amino acids. Gene Ontology annotation, biological process: cell communication. Gene Ontology annotation, molecular function: calcium ion binding. The record is from RefSeq and is a predicted model, not a curated record. The transcript is spliced from 13 exons. Gene Ontology annotation, cellular component: membrane. NCBI's taxonomy places the organism in Eukaryota, Metazoa, Annelida, Clitellata, Rhynchobdellida, Glossiphoniidae.